Ilyonectria robusta is the source of this 2727-nucleotide messenger RNA. Its product is annotated as fungal-specific transcription factor domain-containing protein. Bases 1 to 2727 code for a protein of 908 amino acids. The transcript has 6 exons. Gene Ontology annotation, cellular component: nucleus. Gene Ontology annotation, molecular function: DNA binding; DNA-binding transcription factor activity, RNA polymerase II-specific; zinc ion binding. The record is from RefSeq and is a predicted model, not a curated record. Lineage: Eukaryota; Fungi; Ascomycota; Sordariomycetes; Hypocreales; Nectriaceae. Gene Ontology annotation, biological process: DNA-templated transcription; regulation of DNA-templated transcription.
AUGACCGUAUCCGUCUACGACCCAAUGAACAUUCCUCACAUGCCUAGAGCCCAACCUGUGGCCAUUCCCCGGCCACAGGUUGGCAUUGAGCGUCUCCCCACGCGGCGCAUGAGCAACGAACCUCGGGAGUCGAUGAAUUGCAAGUCAUGCCGAAAGCGAAAGAUUAAAUGCAACCGACUUAGACCCUCUUGCGAAGCUUGCCAGGUCUUCCAAUGCCCAUGUGUAUAUGACGCUGUGCCAAAGAAACGUGGGCCGAAGACGGAUGUGCUAGAAGCACUCUUGAAGAGAGUGGAUGGGCUGGAAGCAAAGCUUCGUGAAAAGAAUGACGAUGAUGCGUCGCCGACCAUUGCGAAUGCGCCAAUGUUGGGGAAGGCCGAUACCUCCGUGUCUGCCUCUCAGGGCGGAGAAGGGGGAGAGCCGGCCCCCAAGCGCAUCGCAAUUGAAGCGCGGGCGUCUCCUUGCGAUACAGACUUGACAAUGCUUUCUCCACAAACACCCAUCCACAGCGAACUAUCUCCAAAUGCCGCCCAGACAGACACUCUUCUUGACACUUACUUCACCCGAUUUCACGGCAAGCCAUAUUACAUUCUCGACGAAUCCUCCAUCAGGCAACGGCUUCAGUUGAACCAACUUCCUAAAUAUCUCUCCAACGCCAUUUCGGCUGUUGCCGCGAGAUACACUCCUCACCCAAGUGGAUAUCAAGCAGCUAUCAAGCUUAGCGAAGACUUUGCCACUCGUGCAAGAAGAGAAAUCAGUACUGAUGAUCCAUCCAUUGAUGCUCUUCAGGCGCUCCUGCUCCUCGUGAGCGCCUUCACUGCAUCUGGGAAGGGAAGGAAGGCAUACAUGUUAAUGACGAGCGCAACCGGAAUGGCGAUGGCGCUAGAAAUCCACCGAGAAAUGGACUCGCAGGCCCGAAUGACACCUGUCGAGCGAGAGAUGCGGAGACGACUCUUCUGGACUUGCUACUUGCUCGAUCGAUUCCAGACCACGGGCUCGAAAAGACCCUGCCUGAUUAGCGACAACACCAUCCUCCUCCGUCUUCCAUGUUGGUCACCCAACUCAUCGUCACUACCGGUUGAGGGGGAGUUCUUCCAGGCUGGCUCCAACCUCCAGUACUUUCAGGGCAGUGGUAAGAAGCCACAAGGAAGCACAGGAAUGCUCAUCGACAUCACACGGAUCCUCGGAACUACGAACCGAUAUCUGGCUGCGGGUGGCGUGAAGGGAGAUUCCCAUUUCCCUUGGCACUCCCUUUCUAGCUUGUCCAAGAUUCGACACGAUCUUGACAUCUGGGCAUCGGGUACUGAAGAUGUCUUCUCUAGUCUUAACACUCUCUUCGGCCAGGCGGACUCGACAGUUCUUGUCCUCAGCAAGCUCAUCUACCAUCUCAUCCACUGCCUCAUCUAUCGACCAUUCUUACCUAUCGACUUGGCCGAGCUUGCAGAGAUCGGGCAGCACCAGUCAUGGCAAAUCGAGGCUACCAACAUGUGCUUCCUCCAUGCCAACGCCAUUGCUGAAUUGAUAGAAUUUGGGAAGCAAACAGGUACGAUCGAAUGGCCUGCAUUUGUCGGUUACUGCAUCUGCACAGCAGGGACAGUUCACAUUCAUGGAGCACACUACAGCAAGCAAGGCGGCAACGGCGAGGUCAACGUCUUUACCUCAUCAGCGGACUUCCUGUCUCGGGAGAUGCAACAGCUGAGCGAACUUCGGUAUGCAUGGGCCUGCGUCCAACACCAACGGGAGACCUUGCAGGGCAUCUACAACGCCCAUGGGGAAUUGGUCAAGACCUUGGCACGAAACUCGAUGCGAUAUACCCCCAGCUUCCACAGUGAGGAUUUCUUCGAUCGCUACUCCAAUAUUGGUGGCCCAGGUGGCCAGUCCUUCAGUUUCGACGCAGCGAACUUGAGUCUAUCAGACGUGGUUGUCGACUUCACAGCAGACUCGUACACCGGGCACGAGCUUUACACCACUCGAGUCGCCGACGGGCCUGAUCGACCUAGCCUCAAGCGCAAGAACACAACUCAGAUGACCCGAAAGCGACCCGAAGUGAAAGUCAUUGCCAGCCUAACUACUUCGGCUUCCGGACUCCCAACUCCAGGAAACCCCCAACGAUCCUUCUCCUACACUAGUGGGAUGGUCCCACAAUCGUCCCCUGGACUGCUCGCAACCCCAACAUCGCUGCCACACCACCCAGAGACACACGAAAACGAGGCACAAAUCAACGGCUUGCAGGAUCAUCUCGAUGAAACAUCUGCCAACAGUGCUGCGGUUGCAGCAGCAGCAGCGGCAGGUUUUGGGAUGUCACCCACAACACACCACGCCCCUGGCCAGGGUAUGCCUGCCAUGGGAGGCGCACCGUUCAGCCCUCCUUACAGCUAUGCGUCUGGUUCUAGUGCAAACCACAAUGGCGCUACGGUGAUCAACGAGGCGAAUGGUGGCUACGAUGCUAUGUUUGGAACACUUCCGACAAACGCCUUCAGCAGCCCCGCCGCUUGGCACACUGAGGAGCACCAGCAUCACCACGCCAAACUCAAUCACACCCCGACUAUGGCGACUGCGCAAAGUCCCGGAAACAGGAGCAACAAUGGGAGUAUCGGCACGGGCCAAGGAGAGGAAAAGGAUCCGUUCCUGACGCUUCUUGAGCAGCUGGCGGAAAAUGAGCAACGGUCGCAGAAUGGUCACGGCAGCGACCUCGACUUUUUCCUGGGUGGCCCGGUCGCGAACUCCUGA